Molecule: messenger RNA, 1310 nt
Organism: Melozone crissalis (California towhee)
Lineage: Eukaryota; Metazoa; Chordata; Aves; Passeriformes; Passerellidae
Gene: COXFA4L3
Product: chromosome unknown C15orf48 homolog
Exons: 4
Coding region: 46-306 (86 amino acids)
Source: RefSeq, a predicted model, not a curated record
GGCAGAGCUGAGAGCUGUCUGAGCCGCUCCGCAGCCGCUGCCAGCAUGAGCAAGGGCAUCUUGCACACGCUUAGAACGAAAAGAGAACUCAUUCCCCUGGCCGGAAUAUUGUCCUUCGCAGCAGCUGGGGCGUUCUCUUUUUGUAUCUAUUCCCUAUUCCGCAAAUCUGAUGUGAUCAUUCACAAGAUUGGCAGUUCAGAACCAUGGGAAACUAUUGAUCCUGCCAAGCCUCAGAAGCUGGUAACAAUCAAUCAGCAGUGGCAGCCUAUAAAAGAGCUGGAAGAGGUCAAAAAGCUGACGAAGUGAGAAGUUUCUGUUGCCUCCCAAAGGUACCCUAUGAAUCUAGUGGAAUCAUUUCUGCACAAACUUGACUACUGAAAUCAGUGUGCGGAAAUGCUUCUGCUACAUUUUUAGGGUCUCCCUACAUUUUUUUGGCCUCUGGAUGAGGAGUGUGAUGUUGCUUUAGAAGCUGGCAUACAGCAUCCACAUAGUCCAAAAAUCUGAAUCAAAAUACUCAUUUUCAAUAAGCAUUUGAUGUAAAUUUUUGAGUAUUCAGAUGGUGAUUAUGGAUCAAAAAAGCCUUCAUAGUUUUUGUAGAAUUUCAGGAUUUGUUUCAAAACACAUUAGUUUUGCCAUUUUAUUAAUUUUUAAUAAAAUAAAUUCUAAAUUUUUACAUUUCUUGCAAAUUCAAAAGCCUUUCUAAAUUGGGAAUUCUCAUCUCCUUUCAGAGAUACAGAACUUUCUGUUCUAUACUUCAAUGUUGUAUGAAGACUAAAGGCAUAACCAGAGGAUGUCUUUGUAUGGCAGCAUAUGUGGUCAUACAGUACACUUCCAUUCCUUCUCUCUGUUAGAUGUGGGGACUGAUUAACAAAACCAAUGUUGUGCUGCAAAUAUUGAAACUUACCCACUGAGGAGUCCAAUAGGUUCUUUAUCCUUCUUAUUUAAUUCUUAUUGUAUUUGAAACUGCAGAUUUAGAACCUCAAAACCUAAGGGUUAACCAUGGCUAGAAGGAAAAUGAAAAUCAGGUAAAUAUUGUUCAUUAUUAAAUUUUUUUGAAGUUACUAGAAUUAGAAAAUCUGCAUCAUCCAAAACUACACAGUGUUAAUUUCUUCUUUUUGUGCAAGGCUGUUCAAGUGCAAGCUGCAAUGUACUGCAGAAUUAGCAAUAUUUUUAAAGAUUUCUACAUGCUAUUAGGAAUAUCUCUUUUAUCAAAUAGAAACUAGCUGAUUAAAAUUAGGAAUGAUUCUAUGAAGAGACUCUUUAAGCUUCUGUGUGUUUGAUCAUGGGUUGGCCAGGGAAAGAAUGUAAUG